Molecule: messenger RNA, 1323 nt
Organism: Cheilinus undulatus (humphead wrasse)
Lineage: Eukaryota; Metazoa; Chordata; Actinopteri; Labriformes; Labridae
Gene: ccdc33
Product: coiled-coil domain containing 33
Exons: 11
Coding region: 1-1308 (435 amino acids)
Cellular component (GO): peroxisome
Source: RefSeq, a predicted model, not a curated record
AUGCCACCAGGCAGCUCUGUUGUUCUAAUAGAGAUUGACACAGGUUAUCUGGCUGCCUUUAUUGGCUCCGAAGCUCCACCCAUGCAGGCAACAGAGAGCCAGAUAAGGACAGAGUGGGGAUACAGGGAGCUCCUUCGCUCCCGUGUGGCGUACACGUUGGGCUGGGCUGCUCUGUUUGAAGUGCCAUGGAUGGGCCUGUAUCUGUCCUCUGCAGCUGGAGUAGAGCGUAGUAAUCAGUACAACCUCCCAUCCCAUGAUGCCCUGGCACAGAUUCUACCACAUAACCACCUACUCUCCAAAGGAGCAAUGCCUGCCGUCCACAGGGAAACCAUACAAGAUCAAAGGAGAGCAGAGAGGCUGUCACAUUCAAACAGACCAAACAUCAACAACACCUAUCAGAUACAGCAUCCACAUAAACGACCUCCCCUGCAUGACUUUAAAGACGAUCAUGGCAUGACAGAGAUCAGCAGCCUCCAAAACAAGGUGGAGUUUGAAAACUACCGCACGGCCAUGAGUAAGAUGGCAGAAGAUAUCAUAGUGCUGAGGACACAGGUGGUGACAUUGGAGGCAGAAAACAGCCAGCUUCGCAUUGACCUGUCGGUCCACCAGGAUGUCCUGAAUGACACUGACACCAUGACCAAGGCAGACAUUUCUAAACAUACAGCCUCUCUGAAGUGCAAGGUUACAAGUGAGAUCAGUGAUGCUGCCAAGCAGAGGGAAAGGAUCCAACGGCUGCAGAAUAACCUCAUCAAGAAAAAUGACAGCGAGAAGGAGCUGUUGAAGCUCCAGAGAGCCCAUAAGCAGCUGCAGGAGGAUCACCAGAGUCGCCUGGCAAAGAUUGCAACUUUAGAGGCUACAGUGAAACAGCAGGAAAAGGUCAUUGAGAAGAUGGAGAAAGCUUUGGAUAGCAAAGCUAGAGAAAAUAAUCAGCAGAGUGGCAGCAAAAGGCUGGCAGUGAGGAAGCAAAGAGAUGAGAGUGGCAAAAGGAAGGAGAUAGAGACGGCCUUGGCAGCAGAAAAUAGUCAUCUCAGAGGAGAGCUGGACAGAAUUCAGCAGCAGUGUAACCCAGCAAUUAAACAACAGUCAGACCAGACAAGAGACAUGAUGCCAAUCCAGGAGAAAAUGAUUUUACUCCAGAAAGUGGAACAGGCUGAGGCAAGAGUCCAAACACUGGAGGCCCAGCUGGAGGAAAACGCAAAGCAAUGGGGGAAACAAAAACAAGAAAUGCUGACCAAACUGAGCGAGCACAGGCAUGGCUUUGUCCGGACAUCCACCACAAUCUUUCACAACGGACAACCACUGAUUUGAGAGCAGAACGCAAAC